AUGUCGAACGCAACGUACCAACCACCACCGCUCACAGGCCUGCGUGUCCUCGAGUUUGCAGGCCUGGCGCCAGGUCCCUUCGCAGGCAUGCUCCUCGCCGACUAUGGCGCAACCGUCCUCCGCCUCGACCGCGCACCCGCCCACGACUCCGGCGCACCCAGCGACCAACUCACGCGCCGCAAGACAAGCAUAUGUGCUAACAUGAAGACUGCCUCUGGCCUCGCAUUGAUCAAGAAACUGAUCCCAAACGUGGAUAUUCUCAUCGACCCCUUCCGACCCGGCGUUCUUGAGAAAGCUGGGCUUGGGCCAGAGGAAGUGCUGCUGAAGCUCAAUCCGCGACUCAUCGUUGCGCGCAUGACGGGGUUCAGAAGAGAUGGGAAGUACAGCGCGAUGGCCGGGCAUGAUAUCAACUACAUAGCCGUGUCGGGUGUGCUGUCGUUGUUUGGUAGAAAGGGCGAGAAGCCGUAUCCACCUGGCAAUCUUAUGGGUGACUUUGCCGGCGGAGGCGCGAUUUGCUUUAUUGGAAUCCUGCUCGCCCUUCUGAACAGAGAGAAGAACGGGAUCGGGCAGGUCGUCGAGGCGAACAUGGUGGAUGGCAGUGCGAUGAUGGCAACGAUGCCGAGACUGGGGAUGAAAAGUCCAGUUUGGGGCGCGGAGAGGGGUACGAACAUGUUGGAUGGUGGUUCGCCGUUCUACGACACAUACGAAACGAAAGACGGGAAGUACACAGCUGUUGGUGCGAUCGAACCUCAAUUCUGGGCCGCGCUGCUGAAAGGCCUUGAGCUGAAGCCAAGCGAUCUGCCCGGAAACCGCGACAACAAAGAUGACUGGCCGAAGCUGAAAGAAUACUUCACUGGGGUGUUCAAGAAGAAGACACGCGACGAGUGGGCGGCGAUCUUCGAUGGCACAGAUGCUUGCUGCACACCGGUGUUGACACAUCCAGAGCUAGAAGCGCAAGGGUUCGAUCAACGGCCGGCUGUGACACUGAAGUCGUCGCCGGGACUAGCCAUUCACGAGGGUGAUGAUUCAAGACCUGCCGCGGUUGGACAGGGUAUCGGUAUAGAAGGCAGUGGCUGGGCGGUGCGGGGACUGCUAGCUGGCGACGGCGGAGAGGAGACACUUGCGCAGUGGACAGGCUGGACGAAGGGUCGGCAGUUCGUGGACGAGAAGGGCCUGCUUGGGUGGAAGGACACUGCGAAACUGUGA
Messenger RNA from Didymella exigua CBS 183.55, 1206 nucleotides. Its product is annotated as alpha-methylacyl-CoA racemase. Gene Ontology annotation, molecular function: catalytic activity. The transcript has 3 exons. The record is from RefSeq and is a predicted model, not a curated record. Bases 1 to 1206 code for a protein of 401 amino acids. Lineage: Eukaryota; Fungi; Ascomycota; Dothideomycetes; Pleosporales; Didymellaceae.